AUGGAGCGAAUGUUCGAGGCAAAUCAAAAUAAGGCAGGACACCAAGCCAGUUCUGGGCCGCAAGACUCUUCAACAAGUGUACCGAGCAGCAUCUGCGAGCCAUCGAUGAUGGCCGGUGGCCCAACAACAAAUGUCGGUGAAGAUUACGCAAGACAAAUGAUUCCUAAUGUCGAUAUGGACCCGUUUCGAAAGCGCUAUCAUGUUGCUGUCGAUAAAGUCAUGGAGAUCGGUGUACUCGUAGAAGAGCUGAGAGGAGACGUACAAGAGGUGGUUGCUUCCAAUUUACAUAGAGGGAACGACAGCAUUGAUGAAUCAAUAAUCCGCCUCUCGUAUGGGACUGACCUCGAGAUUUGCGAAUCUGGAACACGCCAAAUCUUCUGGUUAAGUGAUGCUGCCGGCACGGGCAAAUCGACAGUAGCCACGACGAUAGCCAAAGAAUGGCAAGGCCAGGGCCGACUCGGAGGUCGAUUCUUCUUCAAUCCCAACGUCGCGUUGGACCAAGAUAUUCGUCAUUUCUGCCGUAUCGUGGCAUACGAUAUAGUAUCCAACCAUCCACAGCUUGCUACAUCCAUCAACUCGAUUCUGAUCGCAAGCCCAGAAGACACAAUGGACUUCGCUAUGCAGUUCGUCCGACUCAUCCUGGAUCCACUUCAGAGCCUGAGCAGCACGACGAGUAUAUUCCUCGUCAUAGAUGCUCUGGAUAAUUGCGAGUUCAAAUCGAGACAGCGGCUGCUGAAUGUCGUACUCAAAGAACUGCGGACGGCGCCAAGGAUCAAGCUCUUGCUGACCAGUAGACCAAUACCAGACAUCGGCGACCGACUCAGCGAUCCCGUAUAUAUAUGCGAGGGACACCUUCUUGACAUCAAUAACCGUUCUCAUGAGGAUAUUGCGCGUUACGUCCGUGCAAAUCUGGACCAACAGCUCGAUAUCAAGGAGCAGGAGCGAAUCGUUCAAUACUCUGAUGGUGUAUUCAUAUGGGCCGCGACAUUCUGCAGAGCGUUCAAACGAAGCAAUCUCGCCAAGCGACUCCUGGACGACUUUUCCCACUCCCAGGUCGCAGAUCCUCUCGACGCGCUGUACCUUGCUGUCCUCAAACAAGCUCUUGUGGACAAAACCGCCGCGGAAGACUUUCGCAAAGUAUUGCAGGUAGUCAUCUCAACCUUUCAGCCCAUCUCCAUCAAUUCCAUCUCCGCGUUGUUCCCAAAGGUGGACGCAGUCAACGAGUUUGUGCAGGACCUCGGUGCGGUGUUCAAGGAUGGACACCCGGACCGACCUAUCAAGGUACUCCACCCGACUUUCAGGGAGUUCAUUGCGUCGAAUGAAGAUCGCGCGAAUGGAUUUCUAGUUCAAAUGGAGCCGUCCCAUUCGAUGCUCGCUAUGGCUUGCUUGGAUAUUCUAGAGAAGACACUCAAAUAUGACAUUCUUGACAUUCGAUCAAGCUUUUCGCACCUCCCGAGGAAUGAAGAGGUCGCAGACUUGGAGAACCGGAUUUUAACCAAAACGUCUGCGGCAUUGCGAUACGCCAGCUCAUACUGGGCCCAUCACGUUUCAGCCUCUGACGAAUCGUGGUCUGACUGGAGAAGGGCUGCCUCCUUCCUACAGAAUCACUAUCUACACUGGGCGGAGUUCAUGGGAUGGCGACGAGCUCUAGCUCAUGGAGUUCGCGGUCUUGCGCGACUUGGAGCUAGGAUCAGAAGAGAUGCCUCGAGAGCACGGUCUCCCAUGACCUCCGAUGAUUUGCUCACCAUACUACACACAGCGCAUUUUGUACACAGGUUUCAAGAUACUAUUCAAGAUUCCGCACUUCACGCAUACACUAUUCCACCUGGGCUUAUCCCGUCAGCUUCACCUCUUGUGAGGUCUACCGCAAAACUUGGCUCCCCUGUCGUCAAAACUAUCGGCUCCAAUUACCUUGAAUGGGCUAUGGGAGCAGUAUCGCUUUCUUUUCCAGGGAGGAUUAGCCAUACUUUACUCUCGCCAGAUGUGAGCCGCGUGGUCAUGGCAGGCUCAAAUGGUCACCUACGCUUAUGGGACACGGAUACAGGGGAAAUUAUACCCACAAUAUUUUCAACUGAGAAUGGCUCGUCUGCUAUUGUGCAAGCUUUGGAGUUUUCACCAGAUGGACGAUACUUGGCAGUCGCCACAACCGCCAAAGAGGUACACCUCUUGGAUAUCUCUAGUGGAGAUACUCUCUGGAAGACUAGACCAUCCAUAGGCCACCUGAAUCUUGCAAUUGCAUCCAUUUUCUUUCUUCUCAAUGAGCCUUAUCUCGCGGUGGUGAUGCACUAUCGAAAAUUCGAUAGAAAUUGGGCAAGUUACAUAACAUUAUACCAUACACUAUCUGGUGAACAGUCACCAAAGAUGAUUGGGCUUUUGUGGUUUGUAGACCGCUUCAAGCUAUGCCCAAACGGAACCCGUGCAGUUUAUACAACCACAGGGGACAGGCGCGUGGAUGGUGCCUCUGUAGCUGACCUCGUCUUUUAUGAUGGGCUUACAAGUAGUGAUCCAACAAACCCUGUUGGUUAUCGUGGAUGCAUUUAUCUUCAGCAUCUUACCUUCUCACCUUCAGACGAGCGUGAUAUUCAGAUCUCAUUGGAUGGUACAAGGAGCGCAAUAUAUGACAUAGACGGAAGAGCACCACUUACACUUGUGGACUGUACCACCGGAAAGGUUAUUAAUAUGGUGGAUCCCGAUGAACCUGCGUCCCACUGUGUUGUUUUUGCGACGCAAGGGAAUAUGAUGGCAACUGCCUCACCCAAAGGAUCAGGCAUUGUCUUACGUGAUCAGUAUACCGGACGAAUCGUAAGACAUGUUCGUACUUCUCAUAGUUUUAGCAAAGUAUGGUUUUCAUCGGACGCCCGGCGCCUUGCCGGUCUCUCGGUAGAUGAACAAAUCAAUGUUUGGGAUGUUGGAACUGGUACCAAGCUCGACACCUUCUUUAGCGGAUACACAAAUUCAAGCUGUGUUACCUUGUCAUGUGAAUGGAGUCACCUUGUGUGCACAGAAGUCCAGGAAGCAUCCAUCUAUGAUUUGGCAUCCAGUCCCACCGGUCCAAAGGCUCGUAAAUCCAAUCAUCACACCCGAAGUGGAAUAUAUAUUGCAGAAAAAUCCAUGCUUGUUCUAAUAUCUGGUCCCCAGAAAGGCAUCAAGGUACUGAGUGUUUGGUCAACAACGAGCGGAACACUGGAGCUCAUUGCGAUUUUGGGAGAGCUUUCAAAUGCAGAUUACUACAAGAAGAGUUGCGUCACACCAGACUUUGAAGAAGUGAUAUGCUGGUCUGAGUUGGGAAAUGCAUCCCUUUACAGUCUUGUCACGCACAAGCAGCUUUCAAGGACUUUCGAGAAAGUCAGGGGCACACCACGGUCACCUGCAGCACGAGUAUGCCUUUCCUCAAGUGGGGAUCGCCUCGCCCUGCUGAAUACUGUGGAGAACGGGGAUAUUAUCCAGGUUUGGGAGUAUAAGACUGGUAGACAUAUCAUGAAUGCGUAUAGGAAUCCGGAAUCUGUUACUUCAUAUACGACGAGUGACACACAUCUGGCAGUGGCUACAUCCAAUCACGUCUUCGUCUAUCAAAUGGAUGGCAGCGCCAUCAUAUCACUUGAUAUUCCUGCAAGGCUUAUGGCGUUCUCUCCUGACUCGCGUAGUUUGGCAGUCCUUCACCAAGUUGGGCGCCUCGGAAAACCACGCAUUCAGCUAUGGGAUCUGGAUAAUUCUAAAGGGAAGCUUGUAGGCGAGGGAGACAACGAGGAUCCCAAAUCAGUGUCCACACAGUGUAAACUGGGGUUUUCCUCUGAUGGGAAGUUUAUUGUGCUUGGAUCGAGCUUGACGAAACCAAAAUCUCUCCAAGCUUACCCAUACUCACUUCUCACCUACGCGGAUGGAUGGAUUCACUCUGCAUUCCCACCAGGUCCAAUCGUACCGAUCCCCACACAUCUACAAUUACUUUUCGCCCUUGACACCCCUUAUCAGCCACACCUAUGGUUAGCAAGCGGGAAUGCCAUGCUGGUCUGGACCAGGACUUCGGAACCUCUUAUAUUCGAUUUCUCGGAGUUUGUAUCACAUUGA
This is a messenger RNA of Serendipita indica DSM 11827, 4065 nucleotides long. The record is from the annotation of a GenBank genome assembly. NCBI's taxonomy places the organism in Eukaryota, Fungi, Basidiomycota, Agaricomycetes, Sebacinales, Serendipitaceae.